GCUCAGUGACAGACGGAGCAGAGCACACUUUAACGUCUAACCUACCAGCACAUCACAACACUGGCCACAGGCUUUUAACAACGAUCAUAUUAAGCAAUACAGUUCUCUUUUGGGAUACUUAUUGACUCAAGACUUACAGUGGACCAUCUGUUGAUCAGCUAAACAUCGAUUGCAACAGGUACUUGUGCUCUGUGCAGGGCAUGUUUUGGCCAGUUGCCUGUCUGCACUGAAACAAGGGUUCAAAAGUCCUCAGCUGACUCACCGCUGGCAGUCUGGACAGACAGUGUGGCUAACUGCCUCUCUCGCAAAUACAGUCUACAACACUGUGUAGUCUUUGACGGCAUCAGUUUUCAGUAUCGAUGUCUGAGGAGUUCAACAUGACUUCCAUCAGCAGUUCCCUGUUGAUGAUACAACAUCGCUGAGCUCAUCCGCUUUCACCAUGUCCGAGUAUCCCGAGGGAGACAGCCCUCUGCUUCAACUGCAGGAAGUGGACUCCAGCAGGGUGGGAGGUCACGUUCUCUCUCCUAUCUUUAACUCCUCUCCAUCCCUGCCCGUGGAGAGCCAUCCCAUCUGCAUUCCUUCACCCUACACAGAUCUCGGCCAUGACUUCACCACUCUGCCCUUCUACAGUCCCGCUCUGCUGGGUUACGGCACGUCGUCUCUAUCCGACUGCUCGUCGGUACGGCAGUCGCUAAGCCCCACCCUCUUUUGGCCACCUCAUAGCCACGUUUCCUCACUUGCAUUGCAUCAGCAACAGACUCGAUUACAACAAAGCCAUCCAAAUGGUGGGACGUGGGCUGAGCUUACACCACAUGAUCACGGUGAAGAGGAAAACAGCAAACCGUUGGUGAAGAGGGUAGCAGAUGCAGAGGAGACUUCUGCCUCUAUGAGAGGCAAAGCUGACAUGCACUACUGUGCUGUCUGUAGCGAUUACGCUUCUGGGUAUCAUUAUGGCGUGUGGUCGUGUGAAGGAUGUAAAGCCUUCUUCAAGAGAAGUAUACAAGGACACAAUGACUACAUCUGCCCCGCCACCAACCAGUGCACCAUCGACAAGAACCGCCGCAAAAGCUGCCAGGCCUGCCGCCUCCGAAAAUGUUAUGAAGUUGGAAUGAUGAAAUGUGGGUUACGGCGAGAUCGUGGAAGCUACCAACAAAGAGGAGCACAGCAGAAACGACUGGCGCGAUUCUCUGGCAGAAUGAGAACAAGUGGCCCGAGAUCUCAAGAAAUCAAAACUGUCCCAUGUCCUCUCAGUGAAAAUAGGGUGGUUACCAUGGCAUUGAGCCCUGAGGAACUAAUUGCUCGAAUCAUGGAUGCAGAGCCACCUGAGAUCUAUCUCAUGAAGGACGUGAAGAAGCCGUUCACUGAGGCCAGCGUCAUGAUGUCACUGACCAACCUGGCUGACAAAGAGCUUGUUCACAUGAUCAGCUGGGCCAAGAAGGUUCCAGGUUUUGUGGAGCUCAGUCUGUUUGACCAGGUCCAUUUGUUGGAGUGCUGCUGGUUAGAGGUGCUAAUGCUGGGACUGAUGUGGCGGUCUGUUAAUCACCCUGGAAAGCUCAUUUUCUCUCCAGACCUCAGUCUCAGCAGGGAUGAAAGCAGCUGUGUGCAGGGGUUUCUGGAGAUUUUUGAUAUGCUGCUGGCAGCCACGUCCAGGUUCAGAGAACUCAAGUUGCAGAGAGAGGAGUAUGUGUGUCUCAAAGCCAUGAUCCUGCUCAACUCCAACAUGUGCCUGAGUUCGUCGGAGGGAGCAGAGGAGCUGCAGAGCCGCUCGAAGCUGCUGUGUCUGCUGGACUCGGUGACGGAUGCCCUGGUUUGGGCCAUCUCGAAGACGGGUCUGAGCUUCCAGCAGCGCUCCACCAGAUUAGCCCAUCUGCUCAUGCUGCUCUCCCACAUAAGGCACGUCAGUAACAAAGGCAUGGACCACCUCCACUGCAUGAAGAUGAAGAAGAUGGUUCCUCUGUACGACCUGCUUCUGGAGAUGCUGGACGCUCAUAUCAUGCACAGCUCACGUCUGUCUCACUCCAGCCCUCGAGCGGCUACUUCUCCCAAAGAAAGCAAAGGCAUCCAGGAGGCCUUCGCCUGCUCUUCUCAGCACGGAGAGACCUUAGGACCCUAAACCAUCUCUGCACUGAAGAAUGAUCUAUAGUUUCGGGAGAAUGGACAACAAAAACAGCCACACAAAAAGAGUGGAAUAGGAUUUCUCGAGAUGAAAAACAUUGCUGUGAAAUCCUUGUUGUUUUCACAGAACACGUUCUAAACUGUUUUUUUUAUUUUAUGUACCCUGAAACACAAAACCUUAACAUUUGCUGGUGGUUUGAAAACCCAUUAAUACUUGUUUGGUUUUUGGAUUCAAAAGCAUUUUUGAAAUGUAACAUGCAGUGAGAGAUCUGACAGUGUCGCCUCAUUCAUCCAUUUACAUAAAAUCUGCACCACAUUGAAAUGUACAGUUUCUACUUUUCCAUUUUCUCUUCUAGUACAUUUGCAGCAAAGAAAACAUCAGCAUCACACUGAUGCCCUCAUCAGCUGUAGCAACUGCUUUAGAGUGACUACUGACGACACUGUCAGAACAAGCUGAUUAAAUUCCAGCAGUUUGUAUGCAAUGGGAGCAAAGACCAAAUUUUGGACCAAAGGCUCAGAAGAACUGACUCAAGCCUGAUUCUCUGUCAAAACAAGGACUUGUGAAUGUCACAUGCAUAAUUCAGGACAGCUAGAUGUUUUGCUUGCAUCUAUUACAUUCGACAAAACGUUACGGCUCAAAAUGUGUUUAAAAUACAAAAUCAAACUGCCUUCUUUCAUCCUGCUCUCUACCUAGUAAAACCCCUUUAACACCGUAAAGGCCUUGUACAAAACAUUUAUACAUUUUCUAGAAAACAGCGCAAUCUGUUGCUACUAUUUCCACUGUGAAAACCUUUCUGUUUGUAAGAUGCACCAAAACUACCAAAAAAGUACUUGUGAAAUUGCACUUUAAAAGUUCUCUGAGAUAUCUAAAGAGCUGUUUUGAGAAUCAAGAAAAAUUGAAAUAUUGCAGUGCCUACAGUGAUUAUAGCCUCUACGGUUUGGUUUAAGAUGACCGUUAUAAGAAAUUUGGUAUAAAACCAAACCUACAGAUUAGAAGCAAAAUACAGAUGUUACAUUACUUAAUUUUAAUAAACGCACAAAGUAUUUAUAAAUGUUAUUGUAUCUGCCGGCAGCCAUUUGAAUUUCAGUUGAUUUGAUAUCAAGCGCUAAUAUCCACCUUAUUUUUCAAAGCGAGACUUUUGAAUGUGCGAGACUUCCAGGUUUGUAAGCCGCUAUAAGGAAAUAAGGAGAAUAGUAGUUGUACGAAAUUGAAGUUGUAAUAUUUUAAGGAAUAAAGUCGAAAUAUUAUGAGAAUAAAGUCAAAAUAUUAUGAGAAUAAAGUCAAAAUAUUAUGAGAAUAGUCAAAACAUUUUGAGAAAGUCGGAAUUACCAGAAUAAAGUCAAAAUACUACAAGAAUAAAGUCGAAAUAUUUUGAGAAAAUCUAAAUUAAGAGAAUAAAGUCGAAAUAUUACGAGAAUAAAGUCUAAAUAUUUUGAGAAAGUCGAAAUUGUGAGAAUAAAGUCGAAAUUUUAGGAGAAUAAAGUGAAAUUACGAGAAUAAAGUUGAAAUUUUACGAGUAUAAAGUGAAAUUACGAGAAUAAAGUUGAAAUACUACAAGAAUAAAGUCGAAAUA
Labeo rohita (rohu) is the source of this 3689-nucleotide messenger RNA. It is a transcript of the gene esr2a, whose product is annotated as estrogen receptor 2a. The record is from RefSeq and is a predicted model, not a curated record. Bases 440 to 2113 code for a protein of 557 amino acids. NCBI's taxonomy places the organism in Eukaryota, Metazoa, Chordata, Actinopteri, Cypriniformes, Cyprinidae. Gene Ontology annotation, molecular function: steroid binding; nuclear estrogen receptor activity; zinc ion binding. Gene Ontology annotation, biological process: estrogen receptor signaling pathway; regulation of DNA-templated transcription; cellular response to estradiol stimulus. The transcript is spliced from 11 exons. Gene Ontology annotation, cellular component: nucleus.